GAAAUCGGGUUCAGGCACCUCAAAUAUAUUUAGGGCUGCUUCUGUAUCUCUCUUCCCAAAUUCCCAAAUCCCCAAAUCGAAUCCCAAUCUAAGACCAGACGAGCGUACCAAAUUCGUUUCAAUCGUCUCUGCGAAAAUAUGCCUCAGAGGCACUCAAAGAACAACAACGACCUCGCUUUCUUCACCUACGAUGAGAAGAAAAAGCUAGGCUAUGGAACGCAGAAGGAGAGGCUGGGCAGGGACUCCAUCAAGCCUUUCGACGCUUGUUGCCUCUGCUUAAAGCACUUCAUUAACCCCAUGUGCUGCCAGAAAGGCCACGUAUUUUGUAAAGAAUGUAUUUUCGAGUGCUUGCUUUCUCAGAAGAAAGAUAUCCAGAGAAAGCAAGCUGCACAUACUGCUCAGCAGAAGCAAGAGAACCAAGAGGAAGAAGAGAAGUUACUGCAGCAGAAAGCUAGAGAGCUCGAGGCUUUUGAUCAGCAAAACCAUGGUGCACUACCGCAAUACAAUGAUAGAAACCAGAGCCGAGAUAAGACUGGUUUCCAUGGUGCCAAUAGUGUUAAGGUCACCUCUUAUGAAGAAGAGGCGCUUCGGACAAUGAAAGCAUUUUGGCUGCCUUCUGCUACACCUGCAGCUCCUGCUAAAGUAGAUGCUCCUUCUACAAGCACAGUCUGUCCAGAAGGAAGCGAGAAACUAAAGCUGAAGUCCCUUUUCCCAGUUUAUUACACAGAAGACAGUAGUGAGGAGAAGAAAUCUUCAUCUCUGGAUAAGACAUUUAUCUGUCCGAGCUGCAAGGUUACUUUGACCAACACGAUGUCGCUCGUGGCUCUUAGUUCAUGCGGUCACGUCUUUUGUAAGAAAUGUGCUGAUAAGUUCAUGGCUGUAGAUAAGGUUUGCCUUGUUUGCGACAAGGGAUGUAAAGAAAGGCAUUUGGUGAACUUGGCAAAAGGUGGAACAGGCUUUGCUGGCCAUGGAGAUAAUCUUGAAGCAAAAGACUUCAAGCAUUUGGGGAGUGGCUCGGGAUUAGGGUUGGUUAGACCCGCAGUGAAGACUUGACCUCUGAAAUUUUAUGGUUUGGUGACUUUUAACACCAAGUUCUCCAUCCUUUUUUGGAUCUCUUUUGUUGUGGCUUUCAAUGUUAUUUAUAUACAGCAACAUUAGGGCAUCCUUUAUCUGUAAGUUGAGUUGUGUGUCUAUGCAUUGCUUGAACAUGUUUUAUGAUUCUGCAAUUUGGUUAAUGAGCAAUUAGACAUGGGCUGUGCUAAA
This is a messenger RNA of Prunus persica (peach), 1263 nucleotides long. RefSeq names its product nitric oxide synthase-interacting protein homolog. The coding region runs from base 139 to 1053 and encodes 304 amino acids. Gene Ontology annotation, molecular function: ubiquitin protein ligase activity. Lineage: Eukaryota; Viridiplantae; Streptophyta; Magnoliopsida; Rosales; Rosaceae. The record is from RefSeq and is a predicted model, not a curated record. The transcript has 2 exons. Gene Ontology annotation, cellular component: nucleus.